This is a messenger RNA of Scleropages formosus (Asian bonytongue), 1560 nucleotides long. RefSeq names its product potassium voltage-gated channel subfamily A member 10-like. Gene Ontology annotation, molecular function: protein binding; delayed rectifier potassium channel activity. Gene Ontology annotation, cellular component: membrane; voltage-gated potassium channel complex. NCBI's taxonomy places the organism in Eukaryota, Metazoa, Chordata, Actinopteri, Osteoglossiformes, Osteoglossidae. The transcript is spliced from 2 exons. The record is from RefSeq and is a predicted model, not a curated record. The coding region runs from base 1 to 1560 and encodes 519 amino acids. Gene Ontology annotation, biological process: potassium ion transmembrane transport; action potential; protein homooligomerization.
AUGGAGGUGGCACUUGUGGACUUUGAGAAUCUGGAUGAUGUUGGAAUCAGCAUGGGAGAUCCCAAUGGAUUCUCACCUACAACACCACCUGAACAGGCUAGGACUGGGCGCCCCAGCUGUGGCAGCUUGAUUUCCAACUGGAAGGUCCUGCUGAACAGCGAGGGCCCACAGAAUGACACAAUCUACAGCAAAUUGGCAAAGGAAUGCAACGACAGCAUGUUGGGGGAGAAAUAUGGCAUAGAUGAGGGGGAUCAGAAGGUUAUUAUUAACAUUGCUGGCCUUAGGUUUGAGACUCAGCUCAAGACCCUAGACCAGUUCCCAGAGACUCUAUUGGGGGACCCCUCUAAAAGGAUUAUGUACUUUGACCCAAUGAGGAAUGAAUACUUCUUUGACCGCAACCGCCCAAGCUUUGAUGGGAUCUUAUAUUACUACCAGUCUGGGGGCAAAAUUCGAAGGCCAGCCAAUGUCCCCUUGGACAUAUUUGCCGAUGAGAUAGUCUUUUAUCAACUGGGACAAGAAGCUAUGGAGCAGUUCAGAGAGGAUGAGGGCUUCAUCAAAGACAUAGAGGUACCAUUACCUACUAAUGAGAUCCAUCGGCAAUUUUGGCUCUUGUUUGAGUACCCAGAAAGUUCCAGUGCUGCCCGAUCGGUGGCUCUUGUGUCUGUCUUAGUCAUAGUUAUUUCCAUAAUCAUUUUUUGCCUGGAAACUCUGCCUGAGUUCCGUGAGGAACUAGGGGUCUUCCCUGCUGUCAUCCAUCUCAGCAACAACACGCAGGAUGCCCCCAUCUCCUACUCCCCUCCAAGUGUCACUCCCAAGUCUCUCGCUGCAACCAUUACAGAUCCUUUCUUUAUCGUCGAAACCAUCUGCAUUGUGUGGUUCUGCUUUGAGCUCACUGUCCGCUUUGUGGUCUGCCCCAGCAAGAAGGACUUUUUCAACAACAUCAUGAAUGUCAUCGAUAUUGUGUCCAUUAUCCCCUACUUCGUGACCUUGGUAACUGAGGUGGUGACUACACCAGAUGCCAAUUCAAGUCAGAACAUGUCCCUAGCAAUUCUACGCAUAAUCCGCCUGGUGAGGGUUUUUCGCAUUUUCAAGCUGUCCCGCCACUCUAAGGGUUUGCAGAUCCUUGGCCAGACAUUGAAGGCCAGCAUGCGUGAGUUGGGGCUGCUCAUCUUCUUUCUGUUCAUUGGAGUCAUCCUCUUCUCCAGCGCCAUUUACUUUGCUGAAGUAGAUGAGCCACAGACCCAGUUUGUAAGCAUCCCUGAUGGAUUUUGGUGGGCUGUGGUAACCAUGACCACAGUGGGCUAUGGGGAUAUGUGUCCCAUUACCAUGGGGGGCAAGAUGGUGGGCACACUCUGUGCCAUUGCUGGUGUGUUGACCAUUGCGCUGCCUGUACCUGUCAUCGUCUCCAACUUCAACUACUUUUACCACCGUGAGACAGAACAGGAAGAGAAGCAGGUGGUGGACGCAGCCACAGAUGCAGCUCUGAAAACAGGUGCAACCUCAAAGCAUACUGGCACCAACAGCUUUCCAACUGACAAAUCCAAAAAUGGGAGACACUAG